UGUAUACAUGAACAGAAAUGUGAGGGUUCUGUGCAGCGGCUCACUCACAAACAAACGGUUGCUAGAAGACCCGAAUCUCCUUGCUGAAGAGAAAACAUGUCGUAGCUUUGGGGACAUGUCGCCGGCAGAACCUCCGUGGAGAACGUGAAGUGAGCAGCUAAUGCUAAUGCGAAUGCCCGUUCCAUUUAAAUUAAAAGGUAGGUCGGUGUGAGAGGAUGGGUGAUAGUAGCCAUGCUACUGUUUUACUAGCCCCCUCGUCUUCAAAAUGAUUUAAUGAAGAUCGUGGCUGAUGAGAAACGGAAAAUAAGACUCCUCAUGUCUCCACUCCACGCCAGUGCCACAAGCUGACAUGUCCGCCUAACACGCUCCCUCGUCGGCCGCCAACAUGUCAGCCGGGACCAGUGAUGUUCCCACGGACGAAGACUGCGAGGCGCUGCCCGAGGAUGGCUCCUUAUACUCUAGUGAUUUGAAAAAGACACCAAAGAAGAGAUCAGGAAAGCCUCCUCCGUCCUUCAGGUCUCCGUACUUUUCCAGCCUUAAUAUGAAUUCCAGGAGAGGACCAUCGGCGGCAGUGGCGGCCUGGAGGCUCCCGAGGGCGUCUCUGUGCGACACCCCUGGGGAGACGGGCUCGGCUCGCCUGACGUCCCUCAGCAACCACCACGAUCAGAUAUCAGACUGGAACUUGACUCCAGAUUUUCCCAGACAUGUCUUGCCCACGAGGAAACAUCUUCACCCUGCCUCCAACGGCGUCAGUGACUACAGAGAGAAGGAGGACAUGCAUAAUGAGCUCACGCUUCUCAAGAAGAGUCUCCAUGAGCAGAAGUCUGACAACCAGAAACUGAAAGCCAAAAUUCGCCGCCUAGAGGAAGACAACGCCAAAAGAGAGAAGCAACUAGAAGAGCUCCUGGAUCCCACCAAUAGGUCAGAAUACACUCGCAGCUUGGUGGACAAGAAACAUGAAGGCAGCGUGGUUGUGAAUGGGCUGAAGCAGCGAAUCCUGAAGCUGGAGCAGCAGUGUCGAGAGAAGGAGAACACCAUUGGGAAACUGCAGAGCCAGCUGAGGGCUACCAACUUGGAGGAGAUGAGGAUGACGUUGAAAAACUACCACGGAGAGAUCCAAAGACUGAGGUUGCUUCUAGAAGCUUCAGAGAAAAGCGGUAUAUCAGACAAUAAAGUCUUCCGGAGGCAGCAGAAGGCUCUGAGUUCUACAGUUCUGCGUCUAUCAGAGAACCUCAAGCAAAUUCAGAUGGAGAACGCCACACUCAGAGAGGAGCUCGACACAGAAAGCCCCGCCAUCGGACUUAAAGGUUACAAGGAGUGGAGUAAAUACAGGCUCUUGAGAAGACUGCUGGAACUAGAAAGGAGACUGGAAGAGAGCACCAGAAAUGCCAACAGGACAAUACACUACUCGGACCAGGCGUCUCAGACCAUGCCCCCUGCUAUUCUGCAUCAAGCAUCUCAGACCACGCCCCCUAGGGUCCUAGACUUGGCAGUUCAGACCACGCCCGCCAAGACCAUCACCACGGGGACGAUAACGGAGGAGGAUGAGGCCUCUGAUCUGAGAGGAUGUGUUGACCAAUUGGAGGCAGAGAGGGUGGAGCUUCAGGAGUCACUGUCAAGUAAAGAAGACGAAGUGCGACAACUGAGGACGGAAAGAGAAGGAUGGCGAGAAGAACGCCAGCUGCACACCGAUGAAGUUGAACAACUGAGGAUGGAAAGAGAAGAGCUGGAGCAGAGGUUGGAACGCUGGAAAGCAGAGCAGACAAGCGAACGGGAAUUAGACCGACGGCGGCACGAAGAGGAACUGCAACAGCUGAGGACAGAAAGAGAACAACUGGAGAAAGAUUGCGAACGGCGGCAGGAGGAGCUGGAAAAGCAGCGGCAGCAGCACGAACAGGAACUGAGGCAGCUAAGGGUCCAGACGCCGGAGGAAAAAUGUGAGCCGUGUGACACCGCUCUGGCCGCUGCAUCUCAGGAGAACGACGCUGAUGACGAGGUGGAGGAAGAAGAUGCAGAAGAGGAGGAGGGAUGUGAACGUCUGAGGCCGGAUGUAAUUGGGAUCAACAGGAGGAAGUACAGAAGUGAGGCAGGGGAUUCAACAGCACCAUGCGAUGAGCAAGCGCUGGAUGAGCGUUCCUUGACCACCAUACAAUCAGCUUUCAGGGGCCAUCUCGCUCGCAGUCAGCAUAUCACACAGAGCUCGGGGUCCUUUGACUCAUCCGCAUCUGAAAACAUCCUGCCGAGAGGAGCUCUGCCGACGUUUGCGCAAAGCCGAGCAGGCGCUGCGCCCAAUAGAAAUCAAGCAGACAACGAAGACCUGUGGCCCGUCUCCCGGACUCUCAGAUCGGUGACGCCCCCUAAAGCACAAGCAGAACUCUUGUGCACCAGUGAGCUGGAUGCGGGAGACGACGCCCAUUCGAGGGAUUCGGACGAUUCAGAUGACAUCAUCAUAGCUGAGUCGUACCCUCGGAGGAACAGAGAGGCCAGGAUCUUGUGAUGAUGACGGGAACAAGGACUUGAAGCGGCAGGAUUUUUCCAGGAUGUUCCAACUUUGGACCUGAAGCUACAGGACUUCCUGUCAUGUUGGAUUUGCUAUGAUUUCUCCACCGUAUCUUAUACCUAAGUGCCUACAAGUACAAGUAGUACUACUACUACUACUACUAUAGCAAUAAAUACACGGAAUGAGUCACGGUGAAAAAAGGCCAUGCGGCUUUAGCCUGCUCUGUUGUAGAAAGUCCUAACAGACUUCUUCUCAAUAGUCGCUCUGCUCUACCAUCUAAAACAAUAAAAACACAUUUGCUGUGCUUAGUUUUUACCCAA
This is a messenger RNA of Dunckerocampus dactyliophorus (ringed pipefish), 2820 nucleotides long. RefSeq names its product IQ motif containing E (gene iqce). The record is from RefSeq and is a predicted model, not a curated record. Lineage: Eukaryota; Metazoa; Chordata; Actinopteri; Syngnathiformes; Syngnathidae. Gene Ontology annotation, molecular function: protein binding. The transcript is spliced from 23 exons. Bases 386 to 2497 code for a protein of 703 amino acids.